GGAGGCAGGGACCGAUCCCCUGGAGGGGCGGCGGAGGGGGGGGGCCUGGGCAGGCUGGCCCUGAACUUUGCAUGCUCGGCGGGUCCGAGCGGCCAGGAGGGAAAAGGGGACCCGCUGGCCUCGACUUUUGGCCAGAACUCUCCUCCCUCCGCUGCGUGUGGCGGAUGGGGUCCCUUUGCAAGACAGGUGUGCAAAACGGGAGCAUUGGAUGGUGUGCGGGAGAUGGAAAGGAAGACCGGGCAAGCCCGUCCACGGUUCGGCAUGCAGCGGCUGGCUUCCUGCCUGGGCCUGUGGCUCUUCCUGCAACUCCCCUGCCUGGGUUCCGGGACGCGGGUGGUCUACAAGGUGCAGGAGGAGCAGCCGCCCAACACCCUCAUCGGCAGCUUGGCAGCAGACUACGGCUUCCCAGACAUGGGGCACCUCUACAAGCUAGAGGUGGGGGCCCCCUACCUGCGUGUGGACGGCAAGACUGGCGACAUCUACACCACCGAGACCUCCAUCGACCGGGAGAGCCUGCGGGAGUGUCAGCAGUUCUUCCCGGGAGAGCCCUGUUUUCUAGAGUUCGAGGUUUCCAUCACGGACCUGUUGAACAACAGCCCGCGCCUGCUGGAGGGGCAGAUAGAGGUGCUGGACAUCAAUGACAACACCCCCAACUUUGCCUCCCCCGUCAUCACCUUGGCCAUCCCGGAAAACACCAACAUCGGGGCGCUCUUCCCCAUCCCGCUGGCCAUGGACCGGGACACCGGUGCCAACGGAGUGGCUUCCUACGAGCUCAUGCCCAGCCCGGACGCCCAGAAGCUGUUCGGCUUGCAGGUGGCCGAGGACCAAGACGAGAAGCAGCCGCAGCUGAUCGUCAUGGGGAACCUGGACCGGGAGCAGUCCGAGUCCUACGACCUCACCAUCAAAGUGCAGGACGGGGGCAGCCCCCCGCGGGCCAGCAGCGCCCUGCUGCGCAUCACCAUUCUGGACAUGAACGACAACGCGCCCAAGUUCGAGAAGCCCUUGUACGAGGCGGAGCUGUCGGAGAACAGCCCCAUUGGCCACUCUGUGCUGCAGGUCAAGGCCAACGAUUCUGACCAGGGGGCCAACGCUGAGAUCGAUUAUUCCUUCCACCAGGCCUCAGAUGUGGUUCGUCGGCUACUACGGCUAGACAGAGCCUCAGGACUGAUCACCGUGCAGGGUCCAGUUGAUCGCGAGGACAUCAAUGUGCUCAGGUUCUCAGUGAUGGCAAAGGAUAAGGGGGCCAACCCCAAAACAGCCCGUGCUCAGGUCGUGAUCAGCAUCAGGGACAUGAACGACAACGCCCCGUCCAUUGAAAUCCGUGGCAUAGGCUUGGUCACCCACCAGGAUGGGAUGGCCAAUAUAUCAGAAGACGUUCCGGUGGAGACCCCAGUGGCUCUCGUACAAGUGUCCGACCGGGACGAGGGGGAAAACGCCGUGGUGACUUGCGUGGUGGCUGGCGACGUCCCCUUCCAGUUGCGGCAGGCCAGCGACACAGGCAGUGACAGCAAAAAGAAGUAUUUCUUGCAGACCACCACACCGCUCGACUACGAGGCCGUGAAGGAGUACACCAUUGAGAUUGUGGCUGUAGACUCAGGCAACCCCCCCUUGUCCAGCACCAACUCCCUCAAGGUUCAGGUAGUAGAUGUCAAUGACAAUGACCCCGUCUUCAGUCAAAGCUACACCGAGGUGGCAUUUCCUGAAAACAACGCCCCGGACGAUUUGGUCGUGGAAGUGAGCGCCACGGAUGCAGACAGCGGCUCCAAUGCUAACUUAGUGUACUCCCUAGAUAAGGAGACUUCACCCCAAGGCAUUUUCUCCAUUGAUCCCGAGUCCGGUGAGAUCCGGGUAAAGACUGUUCUGGACCGGGAACUGCAAGAACGCUACGAAUUCUUGGUGGUUGCCGCUGACAAGGGCAGUCCCGUCCGCAAAGGCACCGCCUCGGUCGCCAUCAACGUUAUGGACCGCAACGACAACGAGCCCAAAUUUAUGCUCAGUGGCUACAAUUUCUCUGUCAUGGAAAACAUGCCCCCCUUGAGCCCCGUGGGCAUGGUGACUGUCAUUGAUGCAGAUAAAGGGGAGAAUGCCCGCAUUCAUCUCUCCGUAGAACAGGACAAUGGCGACUUUGUUAUCCAGAACGGUUCCGGCACCAUCCUCUCCAGCAUAUCCUUUGAUCGGGAGCGGCAGAGUACUUACACCUUCAGGCUCAAAGCGGUGGAUGGUGGUGACCCACCCAGAUCUGCCUAUGUCGGUGUGACCAUCAAUGUAUUAGAUGAGAACGAUAACGCCCCGGUUAUCAUUUCUCCAUCCAACGCCUCCUACAAGCACAUUCUGCCCCACACGAGUCCCGGGCAGCAGGUCAUGAGCAUCGGGGCCGAAGACAUUGACACUGGGGUCAACGCGGAGUUGCAAUACAGCAUCACCGGUGGAAACCCCUUUGAGCUGUUCAAGAUUUCGCCCCACAGCGGAAACAUCACCCUGGAGAAGGAGAUUCUCCGCAAGCACCACGGACUUCACCGCUUAGUGGUUCGAGUCAACGACAAGGGCAAACCCUCUCGCCACGGCACGGCUCUGGUCCACUUCUACGUCAAUGAGACGUUGGCCAACCGUACCUUGCUGGAGACCCUAGUGGGGCACAGCCUGGACACGCCCCUGGACAUUGACAUCGCCGGAGACCCGGAGUACGAGCGCAGCAAGCAGCGCAGCAACAUCCUUUUUGGCGUGGUCGCCGGCAUCGUCACGGUCACGCUGGUGAUCGUGCUCGUCGUGCUGGUGCAGUAUUGCCGCCAGAAGGAGGCGAAGAGCGGCUACCAAGCCGGCAAGAAGGAGACGAAGGAUCUGUACGCUCCCAAGCAAGGCAGCAAAGGCAACAAAGCCAAGGGCAAGGUGAAGAAGAGCAAAUCCCCCAAGCCGCCCAAACCUGCCGAGGACGAGGAAGAGACGGGCCUGCAGAAGUCCCUGAAGUUCAACCUGAUGAACGACUCGGUCAGCGACAGCCCCCGCAUCCACCUGCCCCUGAACUACCCUCCUGGCAGCCCGGACCUGGGCCGGCACUACCGCUCCAACUCGCCCCUGCCUUCCAUCCAGCUCCAGCCCCAGUCGCCCUCCGCCUCCAAAAAGCACCAAGUGGUGCAGGACUUGCCGGCCGCCAACACCUUUGUGGGCACCGGGGACACCAACUCCACGGGCUCUGAGCAGUAUUCAGACUACAGCUACCGCACCAACCCCCAGAAAUACUCCAAUAAGCAGUUACCUCAUCGUCGAGUGACGUUUUCCGCAGCCAAUCAGGCUCAGGACCUGCAGGAUCCAUCCCAACACAGUUACUAUGACAGCGGCCUCGAGGAGUCAGAAACACCAAGCAGCAAAUCCUCAUCAGGGCCCCGUAUUGGACCUCUGGCUCUGCCUGAGGAUCACUAUGAGCGCACCACGCCCGAUGGCAGCAUUGGGGAGAUGGAGCACCCCGAGAACGAUCUCCGGUCUCUGCCCGAUGUAGCCAUGACAGGAACUUGCACCCGGGAAUGCACAGAGUUUGGCCACUCUGACACCUGCUGGAUGCCGGGCCAGUCCUCUCCGAGCCGGAGGCCGAAGAACGCCCUCAAACUCUCUACGUUUGUGCCUUAUCAAGACAGAGGGAGUCAAGAGCAAGUUGGGAAUGGCAGCCCCAGACUCUCAGAAGAGCGCAGCACCAAAAUGGCUAACCUCCGCCUGCUCUCCACGUACAGUGCCUUCUCCAACAGUAGCCAUGAGCCCUGCAAGGACUCCCCGCUGGAGGAAAUCCCUCUCACCCAGACCUCAGAUUUCCAGGCAGCCACCACACCGUCCUCCCAAACCGCCAAGCGGGAGAUCUACCUGUGAGACUAGGGGGGCGGGGGGAGCAAAGAAAGGUGCCUGCAAAACACGCCGCCGAGGCCAGUGUCUGGAAGAAGAAGAAGAAGAAGAAGAAGAAGGGACUUUUCAAACUGUGAUGCUUUAUCGUUCAUGUCGGCAGUUCUGAGCCUGCUGGGUGGGAAUGCCUUGCCCGGCCUGUGGGCACAGGGACGCCCUUGGCAACACGUUGCUCCCAGGACAAGAGGAGUGAGACCAUCUUGAAUGGCCAGGUUCUGAGUGGCGGGGGAGAGGAGACCCUAGGGCAGAGGGCUUGGCCUGUGGCUUCAGGGCAGGGGGUGGGGGUAAGGGCUUAGUUACCAAAGGUCCGUGCAGGCUGGGUGGAGUCCGUCGGGCGCAGGGCUGGGGGCACCUGGCACAGGCACGGGGGAGAGGGGUGAGCUGCCUCUGUCAUUACUGUAGACUCCUGUAAAUAUGAAUCUUAGGAAUGACAUUUGCGUCCUGCCUGAUGAAAACUUUUAUCGUCCUUGAAAAACAAACAAAACAAACAAACAAAAAGAGACAUUGAAACAAACAGAAAACACAGGGAGCAAUUCCAGAUCGAAUUGUUUGCCACACGCAGAAGAGCACACGGGAGCCCGCACUUCCGGCCGGCCAGCCCCCCCGCCACCCACCUUCCACAGUGUAAAUACAGAGGGGGGCACCGGCUGGUGGGGCGAGAACCUUGGCCUGUCAGCAGGACUGGGGGGCGCAAGGGGCGUUAGAGAGCUCUGAAAGCCAAAACCUCUUUCUGGACUUCGGCAACUCUUCUUCGUCAGGUGUGGAGGGGCGCUAGGGCGGGUCGCGGUGGCUUUGGCCGGCCCUCCUGAGCCUCUGCCCCGUGGACAGUGGAACUGGGUCAGUGGGGGAGAGGGAAGAGACUGCUGUUUUUCGGGAGGUCCAGCCCCCUGCUCUCCAGUAACGCUUGUGUCUCACCCGGGGCAGGGAAUUCCCAGGGUGUGUAUGUGGGGGGGGGGUGUCUCUGGGCCCCGGUGCCAUGAUUCUGGCCUUUGAUUUGUCUGCCUGUAAGCCGCCAUUGCCUUGUGAAAUGGAGCUUCGACUCAGGGUUGUACUGGGGGCCCAGGGCCUCUGUAUGCUGGAGUCAACCCCCUCCCUCUGCCUUUCGACCCCAGGGCCAGCCUCAAGGGCUCCACUAACUCUCUUCCAGUGCCAGAGGUUAAGCCACAGAGAACCAAACUGCAGGGACUGCCUUUGGGUCACGUAGUUCCAGCAGGGCGCCCCCCCCCCCCAGAAGAAUGGACAUUCAAGCAUGAUCAGCCCCAGGGUGGGCGGCUCAGCUCAGGCAAGGGAAGGCUCUUACCCUUCGGCCAGUGGGGGGCCGGUCUAGUGAGCUGGUUCUUCCAUCACCCUUAAUUGUCUUGAUGCCAUUCAGCCCAUGGUCGCGGUGGCCCCUCCCCUGAAGCCUGCCCUCCGUGCCAGCUGGUGUCUCCGGGGCCUCUUUCCAAUCCCCGUGGCACUGGGGAAUGCAAAUUUCUCCCCCCACACACAGUGUCCAUUGGUACCCUCUGCAGCUUGGGGGCUCUGCUCUCUACCCACCUGGCCAACUGAUGCCCAGUUCCUCUGGGCACCUGCAUCCCCUGGCGCUGGUUCUUCCGAUAUUCCUAGGGCCUGCCCCCCUUCCUACGCGUUGCCAUGGGUCACGGAUGUCUUCUUCCCAGCUGUUUCGCAGGAAACUCUCUGGCCAUCAGCUUCCCUUACGGUGUCUCUGUUCAGCUUUCUCUGUUGCAUGGGUCUGGAGGAGAGGGGAGGGGCAUCUUUGGUCAUGUGGACAAGUAUGUUCCUGCUUGCCUUUUGCAAUACAGCUGUGUCGGUCUGUGUUCGGAGUCUGGAGUCAAGCUGGGAGUCGGGACAGGAAGGGAGAAGAGGGAGGGCGAGAGAGAUCUGCCCGAGCAAAGGCAGGAAAACUAGUUAGCAGUCAGAAGUUCCAUGACCUUCCUGGGUGUGGGGGCACCGUGACCCUGCUGCACAGGGAGCUGAAGUACCUCCCCCUCACCUCCUGCUGGGGUGGUGUUGGAGGACAGCAGAGAGCAGGGCAAGGAUGGAAGCCCUGGAUCCCUGCGGCAGAGUCCCAGUUGAUCCUCCCUUGGCGCACUGGAGUGUCCCUGACAACAGAGGUUUUCCUCUCCUCCCUUGACACUCUGAGGCAGGGGUGGCCAACCUAUGGUGCUCCAAAUGUUCAUGGACUAUAAUUCCCAUCAGCCCCUGCCAGCAUGACCGUGCUGGCAGGGACUGAUGGGCAUUGUAGUCCAUGUGGAGCAUCAUAGGUUGGCCACACCCUACUCUGAGGCUCGGGAGAAACAUGCUGGAGCCUAGGAGGCGCCACUCUGCGAUGGCUGGUUCUUUCCACACCCAUGUUGAGGCAGGCGCUUUGACCUCUUUGGUCAUCUGAUGGUUACAGGCUUCCAUCGGCCCUGCUUCCAAGAGAAAAGCCGCAGCCCCGCCCCUACCCCACAUUGUACACUGCCCGAUCUUGACAUUUCGAAGUGCCACUGUCAGGCAGGGAAGGGGGCGGAUCCUCCAACCUGCUGCUGCCCAAUGGCUGCUUCCCUGCUGUGGAACUCCAGGAAAAGAGACUUGCAGGCAAGGAGACCCCCCCCCCCGGUAGGAUCACAGUCUUUGGUGCUUCAUUAGAACAGCCCAAUGAAAUAUGGCAGGGGUGUCCAACUCUGGCGCCCCAGAUGUUCAUGGCAGGGGCUGAUGGGAAUCGUAGUCCGUGAACAUCUGGGCGCACCAGAGUUGGACACCCCUGAAGUAUGGCAUUCAAACCAGCCUGUCGACAGGAAGGGCACCAGUUCUGGUGACAACCAGGUCCAGCACAGCCCUUUCUUUUUGCAGUAGGCAGUAGGAGAGGGGACCUUGGACCCAACACCCUCUGGAGCAAGGCAUGUGCGACUGGGGUUGCCAGGUCUGGCUUGGGAAAUUCCUGGAGAUUUGGGGGUGGAGUUUUGGGGAGGGAGGGAGAUGUUGCGUCCAUCCUCCAAAGCAGCCAUGUUGUCCAGAGGAGACACUGGAGAGCAGUUGUCAUUCUGGGAAGACUCCAGACCUAACCUGGAGGGUGGCAACCCCACAUGCCGUUGCCCAGGCAGAUGAGUCAUGCUGUUUCCCCUGCUAGAUAGACAGAGGCUUGUGAAGCCUGGAGUGGUCAUAAGAACGUAAGAACAAGCCUGCGGGAUCAGACCAGAGUCCAUCUAGUCCAGCACUCUGCUACUCGCAGUGGCCCACCAGGUGCCUUUGGGAGCUCAUGUGCAGGAGGUGAAAGCAAUGG
This is a messenger RNA of Sphaerodactylus townsendi, 7150 nucleotides long. It is a transcript of the gene PCDH1, whose product is annotated as protocadherin 1. Bases 223 to 3855 code for a protein of 1210 amino acids. NCBI's taxonomy places the organism in Eukaryota, Metazoa, Chordata, Lepidosauria, Squamata, Sphaerodactylidae. Gene Ontology annotation, cellular component: plasma membrane. Gene Ontology annotation, biological process: homophilic cell-cell adhesion. Gene Ontology annotation, molecular function: calcium ion binding. The transcript is spliced from 5 exons. The record is from RefSeq and is a predicted model, not a curated record.